Messenger RNA from Danaus plexippus (monarch butterfly), 6237 nucleotides. Its product is annotated as inositol polyphosphate 5-phosphatase K-like. Gene Ontology annotation, cellular component: plasma membrane; ruffle; cytoplasm. NCBI's taxonomy places the organism in Eukaryota, Metazoa, Arthropoda, Insecta, Lepidoptera, Nymphalidae. Gene Ontology annotation, molecular function: phosphatidylinositol-4,5-bisphosphate 5-phosphatase activity. The record is from RefSeq and is a predicted model, not a curated record. Gene Ontology annotation, biological process: phosphatidylinositol dephosphorylation. The transcript is spliced from 10 exons. Bases 175 to 1845 code for a protein of 556 amino acids.
CAGUAGUCAGUACCAAUAAAGUAUUGGGAAUUAGUACAAUAUUUGUUAUGUGAGAGGUGAACGUAUCUUCAUGUAUCUUUUAUCUUAUCUCUGUAUUUUUUUGUAAAUAUCAGUACUUAUCAUAGUCAUUGUGCCCAUUACAUUAAUAAUAACAGGAGUUAUUGAGUUAUACCAAUGGAUACCCUCAGGUUCUAUUUUGUAACCUGGAAUGUGGCUACAAAGUCUCCAGGUCAAGAUCUGAACGCAUUAUUGGAUUUUCCAUCAGUUUUCAACAAAAAUAAGCCACUGCCAGAUUUCUAUGUCAUUGGCUUGCAAGAAGUGAAAUCUCAACCUCAAAAUAUGUUAAUGGACAGUCUGUUCACUGACCAAUGGACUUCAAUGUUCAACAAGAUCCUAUGUAGACAGGGCUAUAUAGUUGCUAAAAGUGUCAGAUUACAGGGAAUAAUACUUCUAGUGUAUACACAUAUGAAACAUGUGGUGCAUCUCAGGGAUAUAGAAGCUCAGUAUACAAAGACAGGCUUAGGAGGUUUAUGGGGCAACAAAGGUGCUGUGAGUGUGAGGUUCAAUAUAUACGGUUGUUCUGUGUGUCUGGUGAACUCUCACCUUACGGCUCACGAUCACCUGCUGGCGGAUCGGAUCAACGAUUACAAUACCAUCAUAUCGGACCACCAGUACCAUAUUACGGAGACACACAAUAUACUAUACCACGACUACGUGUUCUGGAUAGGUGAUCUAAAUUUCCGAACCGAUCACCCAGCUGAGAACAGUCCGAGCGCCGAGGAGAUAGUUGCUACCCUGGAAAAAGUCGAAAAGGACAAAUUUAACACACUCCUGCGACAUGACCAGCUUCUGGCGGUGAUGGAAAGCGGGGAAGCUUUCUCGGAAUUCUCGGAAGCAGAUAUCAAAUUCGCGCCGACUUACAAAUUUAUGAUCGGCACGGACGACUACGACAUCAAACGUAAACCCUCGUGGACGGACAGAAUCUUGUUCAAAGUUAUAACUAACACUUACGAGAAUGUAACUCUUCGUGCUGACGUCAUCUCGUACAACUCCCUACCACAGUACACCAUCAGCGAUCAUAAACCAGUGGUUGCACAGUUCAAUAUAAAAACACAACGAAAAAUAUCAGCAAGCGAUGUGAAACCUAAGGUAGGGAAGGCACAGAUCCGAAUGCGUUCAGCCGUUGUAUCAGAUUCAGCGGAAAUGCCCAAUGAGGUUGCAGUAGCCACUUUCGCCCAUCUACCUGAUGAAGAUCAAGAUGAACACCAGCCUGAGGCGUUUUCCAACUACGCAGUCCGUGUCGUUGAAUUCGAACCGAUCUCAAGGAUUUGGUACAUCGGUGACGCUGACUUCAGGACACAGUGCACCCUCACACCAGACGUGGAAGUCAAUCCUAACGACUGGAUAGGGAUAUAUGAUGCGAACUUCCAUAGUCUUGACGACUAUAUAGCGUACGAGUACCUGUCCAAAGUGUGCGUGGCGGGUGCGGCGGGCGCUGAGGGUGCGAGGGGUGCGGAGGGUGCGGAGAGUGCAGAGGGUGCGAGGAGUGCGGGUAGACCUCGCACCUUCACCCUCAGUUUCCCCGUCGGCAGCGGCGUCCGUACACCCGGCUUCUACCGCUUUAUAUACUUCAGCCAGCCAAAUAAUGACGUCAGGAGUGUACUCGGUAUCUCGGAGCCGUUCGAAGUGAGCAGUAAGGAGGAUAGGUUAGUGAAUAUAGAUCCGUGCAUUGAGGCGUCUACAUCGAAACCGUCGACAGCAACUAGUGACGUUUUCACGGAUUUCACCGGUCUGGACGUGGCGAAGCUCUCACGUCACUUCUCAAACGACCUAAGCAUCGACUGACUAAAGUCUUACCUACCCGGCUCACCGGCCAAGAGGAACAAUUAGUGCUGUAAAAGACGAUUUGCUAAACCAUACAAUAAACACACAUCUCCAUAUUCACACUACUUAUGGAGUCAGAACUUUGUCAUCCAAAAUCCGCACUUAAUAUCUAAGUAAGUAAACGGAUGAAUAACUCGAUACUGUCAGUUUGACAAUGCAAACACGUAGUUAGGGUACUUGUUAAAAUUAUACCGAUGUAGGAAAUUCUACUUUAAUUCUAAGUUAGCAAUUUGUAUGCAUUUUUUUUUUACUUAAUUUCCGUCACUAAUUGUGUAAUUUUUGUAAUGAGUAUAUUAAAUUUAUUUUCUUAUAUUUUAUGAAAAUGAAAGUAAAUAAUAACAUUAUUAGUUUCAAACUAAAACAUGAAACAACUAUAAGUAUAGAUAAAUAAUAUAAUAUACUUUAUUUUUUUAUUUAUUUAUAAAUAAUAGUUAAUAAUAUUAUUUAACUCACAAACAUAUGUCGCAAACCAAUAGAUAAGAUUGUAAGGUGUGGCCUAAAUUUAUAUAUAACAUAGAUACAGUAUUAAAAUUGGUACUAUUAUACUUUGACAUUUGUAUGUUAGUUUUUUUUAGUGAAAAUUAAACUAUAUUGUUACACAAAAGGGUACAAUUUUGAAUGUUGCUAUGCCAUUAUAUGGUACUGAGGCUUUGUUGUGGGCAACACUAGCAUAGACAAUAAAUACCACCGUUACUUAAGCUUAGUGAGAUUUGUUGUAAAUUGAUUUUUCGUUGUGAUUAUAUUAGUACAAUUAAUGAACGUUUACUUAUUAUAUUAUAUACUGUAUAUUAAUGUUGCUUAUAUACAUACACUGUGAGUGCAUCGAGCUGUGUUGAACCUUAUAUAUGAAGAAUAUAUUGAACUGUUUGGUGUAGUUUUUGGAACACUUUAUUGAUUAUAAUCAACUAGUAUAGGAAUGUUCUGUGUUUAGUAUAGAAUGUUCUAGAUAUAUAUCAAUAUUAUUAGAUUUACUAUCUCCUCCUAAUAAUCCUUGAUGUAAAUAUCACAAAGUGUUAUAUGUGUCAGUUUCAGCGGAAUUUUUAUAAGCUAUUAUAAUUUAUUUAUAUUUUUUUUAACAUGGUCAAAUUGUUGUUAUGAAUAGUAUAAUUAUAUGUGGGGCAUGUAAAUUGGAUAUGACAAAAAUUUUGCUGUAUAAGGCUAUUAGGAGUUAAUACUGUAAUUAGUAGAUACAGAAAUACACAGAUAAUUAAAAUGACGAGUAAAUAUUGACAAAAUAAAAAAAAAAAUAUUUAGAAUAUUAGGUGUCCAUAUAGUAAUAAUUUAAGCCACUUCAAUAUCUUUCCAGGAAAUAGGUUUAAUAUGUUUUUUGAAAUGAUUUAACAAUAUUACAUAUGGACGUGACUAAAAUUAGAAACAUUUUCAUUGAAAUAUCGCAAAAAAAAAAACAAAUUUGGACAUUUAUAAAAGUUUUUACGAGCAAUUAAUAUUGUUUGUUAGAUGUGUUAGACAAUAUUUGAUAAUACAAUAAUGAGCGCGUUUAAUUUAUUAACAUAUAUACAUAUUUGUAUGUGGUGUUAUCUGGGUUAAUUCCAAAAUUCAUAUAUAUAUAUAUAUAUAUAUAUAUAUAUAUAUAUAUAUAUUUCAAUGAACUUUUGAACUGACUUUAUUUAUUUGUUGAACACAAUAGGAAGUAAUAUCAGAAUAGAGUCAAGUUAAUUGACGUAGAAUAAAAUAGAAACAUUUUCUAUAUAAAUAUAUAUAUUCAAAAUUAACGGACGUAAUUAAAGUGAUAUUUCAAAUUGAAAUCGAUUGUUCGAUAAUUAUCUUUGUUUUAUUUAUCUGUUGAAUAUAUUUUUCAUUGUCCAACCAUCUCGCUGACUGCUGUCAAAUAAACUGUCAAAAUGACGUUAGCGUUUAUUGGUGGUAUGAUCGUUCAAAAAUACGCCACUUGAAUAAACGUUAAUGCAGUUGCAUAAUAUUAAUAGGUACGGUGUCAUAUUUUAAUAUAUAUAUGAUUUGUUUAAAAAAAUAACUUAUUAGAUAUAAAAUGUACUACGCAUUCUGUUAUCACAUGGGAAAUCUAAAUUCCAAUCACAUUACAUAGCACACACCUUAAAUAAUUAGAAGAACAGUCACCCUUUAUCGUAAUUAACUAGUUAAUAUUAAACUAAUAAAUUUAAAAUUAUUUCAUUUUUCAAAUGACUUUAAAAGACCAAUAAAAAUAAAAACAGUCUCAAGCAACCCUACAGAAAACCGUUUCAAUUUGUAUUAUAUUUUUAAAACAAAAACGGAUUUGAACGACAUAGAAGCGAGAAUAUUCAAUAAUUUAAAUAAUUGCAAAUGAAAUAGUUGAUUGGGAAUUCGAUUAUAUAAUUGUGUGUUUAAAUAAUGAAUAUAAUAAUACAUUACCUUGUUAGCAUAAACGUCACAAGCAUUUUGACAACUCAUCGUCCUCUGCAUUUGGUACAAGUUUUCAUUGUCAAUGCGACGGUUUCCCGUUCUCCAUUCAAUAACCUUGGUUAGUACUGUAACUUGAAAAUUUGGAAAACUGGUCACGCCUCGUAUGUAGUGCGAUCGAUAGAUAGACGUAAUAAUCGGAACCAAAUAUUUAUAUUGUGAGGAUAGUAUUGAUGUUUGCUGAAUAUUUUAAUAAUCAUUAUAAUAAAAGCUAACGCAUCCGGCGCGCUUUUCUCUGACUUUUUAUCUAUUAUUUCGGUACUAUUGAUGUACCUUUGCUGUUCUAUGUUUGUACCUAAUUUGGAAACCUGGACUUAUAAAUUUCAAAUUAUAAGUUUGAAACCGCCAACCCAUCUUGAGCAAGCGUGGCGAUUAAUGCUCAAACCUUCUCCAUGAGAGAAGAGGCUUAUGCUCAGCAGUGGGCUUCCGAUAGGCUGAUGAUGAUGAUGAUGAUGUUGAUGAUGACCUAAUUUGUACUGAUGACGUACUUAUCACGUACCAUUGAUGUACUAUUUAUAAAAUGUUGAUAUCUGAUUGUCGUUUUAUCUAAAGCAUUUACAGUUUUGUCUGUUGUUAGGUCGAAAGGUAACGAAUUAAGUUAUUCAGAAACAUAAAAAUUAAUAAAAUGAAUAACAAACUUUAUUUACAUUUGGUUUAAAUAAUCUGAAGAAACUACCGUACUUUAAUUAAGAUCUUAUAAAUUAGUAUAAAUAUGAAGGUAGAUUGGAAUGGUCACGUUUUAUUAAUCACAUAUAGUCUGUUAUAUUCUAUAUACUUACUAUAUACACUGGAAUUCUGUGUUUAAUUUCCUCUAGCUUUUGUUGUUUGGGGGUUGUGGAAAGUCGUGUCACUUUUACUGGAAUGUCAUGUUACUUGCCUGAUCAGUUUAGAAGAUAUAUAUAUAUAUUGCGUUUUUCAUUCAUUCGUUUGUAAAUAUUUUUGAUUUAGAUAAUGUAGCAUACUUUGGUUGUAACUGAAAGUAUCAGUAAGUCUUGAUAUGAGUUUAAUACUUACCGAAAACUGUUUGUCUCAAAGUUAGUUCACCCACAAUUGAUAAUACUUACGUAACGAUCUAAACGAAACCAGAACUAUCACAGUUUCGGUUAAGUAUAAAACACAUAGUAUUGCACAGUUUAACUAUGUUUAUUUAGGAAUGUUUACUAUCGGGGUGGUUUAAGGCCUUUGUAUCUAACCUCAUUGGUGGUUACUACACGUAUCUAUAAAAUACACGUGGCUCUGUUCAAAUAAUCGUCGAGAAAAACUUGAGUUAAAUCGGUUUAAUUAACAGUCCAGUUAACGGAACACCGAUCCGUGUGAUAGCGGUGAUCGAUUGUAUUGUACUGAUAAUUAACUCGGCUGUAUAGCUGUGGACCUGUUAUGCGAUAAAUUUAAUAAAAUAUAUAAGAACUUUUUUAUUAGACUCCUUGAUUGUUAACAUCUCUAUUAGCAUAAAAAAUAAAGACAUAAAUAAAAUGGCUGUUUACAAAAUUGUAUAGUAAAUUUCUUUACUAAUAUUUAUCUGCAUUAUUUUCAUAUAUCGUUAAUGAUAAUAUAAUUAUAAAAAUAACAAUUUUAUAAAUAUAUAAAUCCCAUGUAGUUUCAUUUUAAUGGUUUGCAAAACUUUUGAUUGUUGCGAAACAAAUUGUAUAGAGUAGUCACGUAAUAAUCUAAAAUUGUAUUUGUAUUCAAAUUAUUGUUACACUUUGAAAUGUUUACCUAGAGCUUGCCAUGAAUGACAAAUUUAUUAUUUUUUAAGUUCAUCUAAUUUUAAAUAGCGAUUUACGUAAUAUUAAGAAAAAAUAUGUUGUGUUUACUUAGGUUACGGGUUCGUUCUGUUAUUAAUUUAAACUGGGUAGUCUUUCGAGAUUGUUGUAAUUAGUACAAAAUUGUAUUAGUUUGAAAAUUGUAGUGUAAAAUAAAUGUAUAUAUAUAUGU